Molecule: messenger RNA, 1491 nt
Organism: Motacilla alba alba
Lineage: Eukaryota; Metazoa; Chordata; Aves; Passeriformes; Motacillidae
Gene: DBNDD1
Product: dysbindin domain containing 1
Exons: 3
Coding region: 180-1346 (388 amino acids)
Biological process (GO): negative regulation of protein kinase activity
Cellular component (GO): cytoplasm
Source: RefSeq, a predicted model, not a curated record
GGCCGUGCUCCUUACGGUGACACGGCGCAGUGUCACCCCCGGGGUGGGCACCGGGCGGGAGGCGGCGGGAGCAGGCAGCCCCGUGUCCGCCGCGGCGGGAUCCGCUCUGCUCUGCCCUGGAGCGGGAUGAGGAGCCCGUUCCCGGCCCGGGGGGACGCACCGUCAGCGCGGGGUGCCCGAUGCCCCCUGCGGGGCCAGGAUGUGGCAGGGCCACUGUCGGAGCAGAGGGCUGCUGUCCCACCGGUGUCCUGCCCACGUCCUGCGUGCCGGCAGCAGGAACUUCCCUUUCCCCGCUGGGCUGGAGGUCUCUGUCCCUGCCCCGCUGUCACCAUCCCGGUGGGAGGGAGGCGAUGCCCAUCCCCGAGCCGUGUCACCCGGUAACUCAGCGGUGGCAUGGUUUGGUGGUGCCACGUGGUGACAGGCACCGGCAGCUCAGGGGACAGGGUGCUGUGUCCCCCCGCGGUGCCCUGGGGCCUCCUGCCACCCCCAGCGCCCGCUCAGCCCCGAGACACGGCUGUGCCCCCGCCGUGUGCCACGGCCACGGCCCGUACCGUGUGCCACGGCCUGUGCCACGACCACCGCCGUGUGCCACGGCCGCCUUGUCCCUCCGGCUCCUCGCGGGGACAGUCCCAGCACAAUCCGCCCUUGUCCGGCCCCGGCACAGCCUGCGCUUUGUCUCGCCGACACAAAGGGGCUGCGCGGCGAGGGGGGCGCGGGGCGGGGGGCGGGGGCUGCCAGCUUCCGACACGAGGGUCUCGGGCAGCUCUGCCCGUGCCCCGCUCCUCCCGGGGGUGCUGCUGUCCCCGUCCCCUCAGCUGGGCACCCCGCGAGCGCUGGGGGCCCCGAGAGGAGCUGCCCUCGCUGACGCGGGAGGUGCUGAUGUGGCAGAGCUGGGCAAGGAGCCGCUGGUCCCGGAGCGCCCCGCAGGGACCCCCACCCACGGGCCGACCCAGGAGACCCCCCGAGUCCCCGCGGAGGAGCAGGGGGGCAUCCCCAUCCCCAGCGCCGGCCUGCUGCAGGUCACCGAGCGCCGACAGCCCCUGAGCAGCGUGUCCUCGCUGGAGGUGCACUUCGACCUGCUGGACCUCACCGAGCUGACCGACAUGUCGGACCAGGAGCUGGCCGAGGUCUUCGCCGACUCCGACGAGGAGAACGCGGCCGGAGAGACGCCCGGCGGGCUGCAGCCGCCGGCGGCGCCGCGGGCCGGGUACCUGCGCUCGCCCUCCUGGACCCGCGCGCGGGAGCAGGGCCGGGACAAGAAGCACCUGAGUGACCCCGAGCUGCCGCCGGGACCCCCGGGACCCCCGGACGCCUUCCUGCCCGCCGAGCGCCCGCGGGAGCCGUAGGGACAAAACCCGCCGGGGGACACCGGGAUACGCCGGCGCCGGUCCCGUCGGUACCGACGGAGCCCGUCCCCGGGCGCAGGACUCCCGUUAGCCCGCCCGGAGGGCAGAGGCGGCCCCAGCCCCGCGGCGGGGACGUACCGGGCCG